AUGGAUAAGAGGUCAGGCGGCCGCCGGUCGGGGAGGCGGAGGAGGUCGCGGAGAUCCACCGACUCCCCCGGCGCAGACCCGGCGCUGCCCGACUGCACGGCGAGGGACGACGCGGUGUUCGACGACGAGGUGGCGCCAAACGCGGCCGCCGAGAACGUCUCCGCGGAAAAGAAAGUGAAAUCUCCGCGGGCGGCCCCCGACGGGGGCGUUGCCGCGGCUGCGAGCCCGGAGUCCAAGCCCAGCCCCGGCUCCAAAGGGCAGCUCCGAGGGGAGUCGGAGCGGAGCAACCAGCCGCCGCCGGCCUCGUCCCCGACCAAGAGGAGGGGCAGGAGCCGCGUCCCGGAGCCCGGGCCCACCCCGCCCGCCAGCAGCCCGCGGGCUCCCGCCAAGGAGUCUCCACCCAAGAGGGCGCCCGAGCCCGGCCCGGCCGCCAAGGGCGCCCCCGGGGAGAGUGGGGAGGAGGCGGCCCGGGUCAUCCCUCGCGAGCUCACGGUCAAGAGCAGCUCGCUGCUGCCGGAGAUCAAGCCCGAGCACAAGAGGGGCCUGCUCCCCAACCACUUCGACGGCCGGGGAGAAGGAAGUCGAAGCAGAGAGCUGAGCAGAUUGGCCGGAGGUUCUGACGCCGACGGUUUGAAGCCCAGGAACCAUUUCGGUGCGGGCCGGUCGACGGUGACCACUAAAGUGACCCUCCCUGCCAAGCCCAAACAUGUGGAACUAAAUCUUAAAACUGCUAAGAAUUUUGACAGUUUGGGAAAUGAGCAUAAUCCAUUUAGCCAGCCAGUUCAUAAAGGAAACACUGCCACUAAAAUCUCCUUAUUUGAAAACAAACGGGCCAACAGUAGCCCAAGACACAUUGACAUUCGAGGCACAAGGAACACUCCUGCCUCUAAUAAAACAUUUGUUGGGAGGGCAAAGCUGAAUUUAGCCAAAAAAUCCAAGGAAAUGGAGCAACUUGAAAAGAAAGUAGUGCCAAACAGUCACCAGAAUGGUGAGCUGGUGAAGGAAACCUCUGCAGAAACCAAAGUUACUCUCCCUGAAGAGGAGAUUCUACCAUCGACGGAGAGUCCCGGUGUAAAAGGAAUGGAAGGCGAGCCUACCGAGGGUCUACCUCUUGCUUCUCAGCUUAACCAAAGUGACAAAGCAGAUGUGCAAACAGAUGCUGGCUGCCCUUCCGAACCAGUGGUUACUGCUCUGAUUCCUGAUAAGGACCAUAAGCUCUUAGGAGAGGAUGAGGCAAAGGCUGCUGACAGCAAAAGACUUGCACUUGAAAAUAUGACUGAUACACCACAAGACAUCCCCGCCAUUCUUGAUACAAAAGAUUCACCUCCAACAGCCACAUCAAAGCUACAGGAUACAUUUUCUGACUCCCAGCCCCCAGCCGAGUCCUCUAAUGGGCCUUCUCUUCCACUGCCUGCACCCAUUCCUGUGGAUGUUCCCGAAGAUGCCUGUGCUCAGGCUCCCAUAAGCAAUUUUCCAUGCACUGAUCUAAAAGUGUCAGAAAACCAUAAUGGAAGUAUUUUGCCUGUGUCUCAUCAGAACAAUGAGGAAAUGCCCUGCUCCAAAGUUGCAGAGGAAGGAGAAGGAGGAGAAGCAAGCCCUUCUUUGUCUACAGAGCACAGCCCAGAAGCUGUGGGAAAUGAGUGUCCAUCCAAGGUCCUUGUCCAGGUCAGGUCCUUCGUGCUCCCCAUGGAGAGCACCCAGGAUGUCAGCUCCCAGCUCAUCUCAGAUGGCUCUGAAGUUAAAGAAGUGCAGUUGCCAAGUUGUCACAAUAAUGAACUUGAAGUGGUUUCCGUUGCAAGCUCUGCUCCCCAGAAAAAGGAAGAACUGGGCAAUGAGAGCACGUCCCCCACAGACAUGCACUGCAAAGAGGAACAUGUAGCAAAAUCUGGCCCACAAGUCAUGCCACCAGAAGCAGAGAAAACUCUACCUAUCCAGGCUGAAAGUCGGGGCGACAGAAAACCCCCGAAGGCUGAAUCCAGCCCCACCAACUCCGCUGGCAGCAGAAAUCAUUUAGAAACCCCUCAAAGACCAGAUCAAAAUGUUGUGAAUGGUCAGGACAGCCCUGCCAGUCUUUUGAACAUUUCUGCUGGUAGUGAUGAUAGUGUGUUUGACUCUUCUUCUGAUAUGGAGAAAUUCACUGAAAUCAUAAAAAAGAUGGAUAGCGCAGUUUGUAUGCCCCAGAAGAAAAAGAAGCCCAGGGUGCCAAACUCUCCUGCCCCUCACUUUGCCAUGCCUCCUAUUCAUGAGGACAAUUUAGAAAAGGUGUUUGAUCCCAACGUGUUUACCUUUGGUUUGGGGAAGAAAAAGGAAAGCCAGCAGGAAAUGUCGCCGGCUUUACAGCUGAUGCAGAAACUUGACCCAAAAUCCAAACUGAGGCCCAAACGUUUGUCCACUGAACAGAGUGUCCUCAUCAAGUCCUUGCACACCCCCACGAAUGGGAAAGAUGAACCUCUGGUGGCUCCAGAAAUAAAUGACAAAGAGAACAGGGAUGUCACAAACGGUGGGGUUAAGAGAUCUAGGCUUGAAAAAAGUGCCCUUUUCUCAAGCAUGUUAUCUUCUUUACCACAAGACAAAAUCUUUUCUCCCUCUGUGACAUCAGUCAAUACCAUGACCACAUCUUUCAGCACUUCUCAAAGCAGUUCUCUUUCUCGGUCUUCCGUGUUACAGCCCAUGGCCGAGGGUGCCCCACCCUGCGAUUCAGAAAAAGAUCAGCCAAACCUUCCACCCAGCAACUUAAAGGUCUUCAAUUUCAACUCCUCAAAUACAUCUCAUUCGGGUUUGAAAAGUCCAAGCUACAUGGAAAAAUACCUGCAAAAAGAGGAAACCAAAAAAGAUCUGGAUUCACGAAGUAACCUUCCCUUGCCAGAAACUAAAUUUUCUGAAUUUUCAAAACUGAAGAACAAUGAUGAUACGGAAAAGGCUAAUCAUAUUGAAAGUGUUCUUAAAUCUAACUUGCCGACCUAUGGAAACAGUGACACAGACUUCACGGGUCUUUUCAAAUCCAGCCGGUUUGACCCAAACAUUUCUUUUUCUGGAUUGUCAUUAUCAGAUACAACAACACUUAGAGGAAGUGUCCAAAAUAAAAUCAAUCCCCGGCCUGGAAAGCUGGUGAUAUAUAGUGAACCAGAGGUCUCUGAAGCGUGCAUUGAAGUUUUCAGUGACAUGCAGGAUUGCAGCUCUUGGAGCCUCUCUCCCGUCAUCCUCGUCAAAGUCGUCAGAGGAUGUUGGAUUUUGUAUGAGAAACCAAAUUUUGAAGGGCACUCCAUCCCUUUAGAAGAAGGAGAAUUGGAACUGUCUGGUCUCUGGGGUAUAGAGGAUGUUUUGGAAAGAAACGACGAGGCAGAGUCUGCUCAGCCCGUGGUGAUUGGUUCAGUGAGACUUGUGGUCCAGGAUUAUAGAGUUAGUCAAAUUGACUUAUUUACUGAACCAGAAGGGCUAGGACUCCUAAAUUCCUACUUUGAUGAUACUGAAGAAAUGCAGGGGUUUGGUGUAAUGCAGAAGACUUGUUCCAUUAAAGUACAUUGGGGCACAUGGCUGAUUUAUGAAGAACCUGGAUUUCAGGGUGUCCCUUUUAUCCUGGAACCUGGGGAAUACCCUGACUUAUCCUUCUGGGACACAGAAGCAGCGUACAUUGGAUCCAUGCGGCCUCUGAAAAUGGGUGGCCGUAAAGUUGAAUUCCCUACAGAUCCUAAGGUAGUUAUUUAUGAAAAGCCUUUCUUUGAAGGAAAAUGUAUGGAACUAGAAACAGAAAUGUGUAGUUUUAUCAUGGAAGGAGGAGAAACAGAAGAAAAGACUGGAGAUGAGCAUUCGCCACUGACCUCAGUGGGAUCUAUGAAAGUUCUAAGAGGCAUUUGGGUUGCUUAUGAGAAGCCUGGAUUUACAGGUCAUCAGUAUUUGCUUGAAGAAGGAGAAUACAAGGACUGGAAAGAUUGGGGAGGUUACAACGGAGAACUGCAGUCUUUACGACCUAUAUUAGGUGAUUUUUCAAAUGCUCACAUGAUAAUGUACAGUGAAAAAAACUUUGGAUCCAAAGGUUCCAGUAUUGAUGUAUUAGGAAUUGUUGCUGAUUUAAAGGAGACCGGUUAUGGAGCGAAGACACAGUCUAUUAACGUACUGAGUGGAGUAUGGAUAGCCUAUGAAAAUCCUGACUUCACAGGAGAACAGUAUAUACUAGAUAAAGGCUUUUAUACCAGUUUUGAGGACUGGGGAGGCAAAAAUUGCAAGAUCUCCUCUGUUCAACCCAUAUGUUUGGAUUCUUUCACUGGCCCAAGGAGACGAAAUCAGAUUCACUUGUUUUCGGAACCACAGUUUCAAGGUCACAGUCAAAGUUUUGAAGAGACAACAAGUCAAAUUGAUGAUUCAUUUUCUACCAAGUCUUGCAGAGUUUUAGGAGGCAGCUGGGUUGCAUAUGAUGGAGAAAACUUCUCUGGUAAUCAGUACGUGUUGGAAGAAGGCCACUAUCCUUGUCUCUCUGCAAUGGGAUGCCUGCCUGGAGCAACUUUCAAGUCUCUUCGUUUUAUAGAUGUUGAAUUUUCUGAACCAACAAUUAUUCUUUUCGAAAGAGAAGACUUCAAAGGGAAAAAGAUUGAACUUAAUGCAGAAACAGUUAAUCUCCGAUCCCUGGGAUUCAACCCGAAGAUCCGCUCUGUGCAGGUGAUCGGUGGCAUAUGGGUUACUUACGAAUACGGCAAUUACCGGGGGCGGCAGUUCCUCCUGUCACCAGCAGAAGUACCUAAUUGGUAUGAAUUCAGUGGCUGUCACCAAAUAGGUUCUCUACGACCUUUCCCUCAGAAACGAAUUUAUUUCAGACUUCGAAACAAAGCAACGGGGUUAUUCAUGUCAACCAAUGGAAACUUAGAGGAUCUGAAGCUCCUGAGAGUACAGGUUAUGGAGGAUGUUGGUGCCGAUGAUCAGAUUUGGAUUUAUCAAGAAGGAUGCAUCAGAUGCAGGAUAGCAGAGGACUGCUGCCUGACGAUUGUGGGGAGCCUAGUAACCUCUGGCUCUAAACUGGGCCUGGCCCUCGACCAGAAUGUCGACAGUCAGUUCUGGAGCAUCAAGUCAGAUGGCAGGAUUUACAGCAGGUUGAAGCCAAAUUUAGUUUUAGAUAUCAAAGGAGGUGCACAGUAUGACCAAAAUCACAUCAUUCUCAACACUGUCAGCAGAGAGAAGUUUACACAAGUGUGGGAAGCCAUGGUCCUAUAGCCCUGAAGGAAGAAUGCAGGUUUUCCAGCUACCUUACAAAAAACACAAGGACUGCUGAUGGCAGAGCCGAGAGGAACGUGGAUCUGCUCCUUCAGCAACUCUGAAUUCCCUCUAGAAUCACACUGCUGUGAUGGAGACCACUGUCUCAUCUUCUCCAAAGACUGUAAUAGUUUUAAACCAAUAAUUUGUCCUUCUCUCAUUUCCUGCCUUUCAUUUCCUUUCAGUAGCUGCUUAAACAAGUUGCCUCACUUGCAGCUUUUGGGUGUUUUUUAAAAAAUGUUCUAUCAAGACUUUAAGACUGUACAUUUUAAAUUAUUUCCAAAGAUAGUGACAGGAGAGAAGAGGAACAAAUUUGCCAACUUCGUGGACCUACAAUCCCUUCCCCUUUAAAGGGCAGGAUAAAAGUUUUGAGUUUGUAU
Molecule: messenger RNA, 5621 nt
Organism: Ceratotherium simum simum (southern white rhinoceros)
Lineage: Eukaryota; Metazoa; Chordata; Mammalia; Perissodactyla; Rhinocerotidae
Gene: CRYBG1
Product: crystallin beta-gamma domain containing 1
Source: RefSeq, a predicted model, not a curated record